AUGUCUGCCACCAUAGACAAUUUGGGAAUUUUACCGCACCCGAUUCAACAAUACGAGCAACUUAUGGAAAUUUGCCUGCCUGCGCGCGUGCUAGACCAGGACAAGUUAUUUCGUUGCGAAGAUUUGCGAAAGUUCUACGCAGACCAUAUAGCUUGCGCGGACCGCGCCGUGUUUGCACCAGACAAGGAAUUCAGCCUCGAAGAGCAGCAAUUGCUGCAGAACCUUUUCGCGCCGGUCUUACGGCAGGCUAUGGCGGUGCAAGGGCACGUUCAAGAACGAUGCGAAGAGGAAAUCGUUUUUCCGGAGGUUCUUGUGAUGGCGUCCAUCAUCCUAAGCGAAUGCUUUCUUUCCAGCACACACGAACACCAUGCUUCCGCCUUAUUCGCGGUCUCGAGAGAGCCCGGAAGUAAUCCCAAUGAACACUCUGCCAUUGGUCUGCGUCGACGGGCGGAGCUGGUGGUCAGCCGUAGAUGGGGCACAACCCGGCUUGACUUCACCAAUGAUGAGCCCAAUGUUGAUGAGGAAUUCGAUGCUUUGGCCGAUGGAGACGCUCAAUCUGACACAGAAGGCCAGGAUGACUGCUGUUUUAGCGGCGUCACGCAGUACGGUCACCCGCAACAAUUGCUAUAUUCGAGGAGUCCGGAUCCACAAGGCCCUAUGGACGCCUGCGUGGCUAGCUUCUCCACCAUACAGCCAUUGUUGACGAGCGCGCUCUACCACUGCCUCGCCGUUGGCGCCUCUGGACCAUUGAUUGGGCUAUCCUACGAAAAGACAAGCCCGACUGUCCAUGCGUAUGUCGCAUGGCUGGAAAAAGCGGCGCAAGAAGACGAUGAUCUGCCAAAGCCUCACAUCCUUCCCCCACUUCCCUUCGACCUCACGGAGCCUCUCAGUGCUUUAAAGCUCGCCUUACUUCUGCAUCGCGCAUCGUCUGUCCACGAGUGGUCCCUACAGACCGCGAAUGAGACUUUGCCCUGGAGAGCGGACAUCUGCGCUCGUAUCAUCCUCGACGAAACGCCACUCUUCCACGUCGACUUCCACAAUUCCGAGGCGAUAGCGCGUUGGGCCGAUGAGGUAUACAUAUCAGCUGUCGAUCACAGCCUGCAAUGUGUGAACAUUUGGGACGACAGGGAGUACAACCCAUCUCAUCCUCCUACGGGGACAUCGGAUGCCUCCUCGGGAUCAAGUACAAGCUCACUGUCGCCGAGCGUAGCACUUCCGCCUGCGCAAGAAUCCGCAUCAUCCUUCAGUGACGGUGAUGUGUUCGCCGAAUCCACCGUGCCCACAAUUGGAUGGACGCCACCUGCUCGCCCUCCUCUCCCUCAGCGGUAUUUUAUAAUGCGUAAAGUUGUCUUUUGCGACGCGCGCAAGGGACUGCCCGGUUGGUGUACGGUUCGCAAGGAGUCGAUCCAUGCGUUAGCGCCCGUCUGGUUCCGUGGAUCGGUGACGGCGCUGAGACCCUUCAUAUGCACUGAUCAAGAGCGCCUUCUCACUGAACUUCUUGACGCUUAUGCGCGGCAUUCCUCUUGCUUUAUUGGCUAUAUGUCCGAUCGGGUUCAAGCAAUCGUUCAACGAUCGUUGCAUGCCAUAUUCCAUGCGCUACAAACGGCCCGUGCGGUUCGUCCAGCCGAUGUCAAAGGUGGCGAUGUCGAUGAACACAGGCUCGACGCAUUUGGAGACGAGACAAGAUGUCGCUUCAUCUGGGACCAGCUCAUUCAAACCAUCGCUGACCUCGCCGAAGUCGCGAACGCGAGAUAUAGGAGGAACAUGACACUCAAAUAUCCAGAGUGCCCCAGUCCCGAGGUCUACGAGAUCAACGGCGAUCAUCGAAGUGACUUGUUUGACCUAUACAUCACAUUACUGCCUUUCGCGCAAAUUGGCUGGGAGGGCUGUUUGGCCUUCCAGUGGCACGAUGCCGUCUUUAACGAGGACCCGACGCUUUCUGCGGCUGUGGCUGCAGCGCAAGAGGAGCCGCGCUCGGGUAGAGCGGAUGGCACCCUCUUUCUAGCCAUCAACGAUCUAUUUGCUGACAAGGAAGUCGCAGAUGCUGUGUCCAUCCUUGCUCCAUUCAUCGCCUCCGAUUCGUCGAAAGACGAUGAUGGCGUGGAGGUCGGGUCUCCCGAGGAACCCAAAGAGCGGCCUCCGUGGGUAAUCUACGGUGACAGUGUCUUCGCCACUGCCGAUUCACGUCGCCCUUUGGAUCCGCAAGCUUGCGCUGCUUACCAGCACUCGAUGCAUGUCCAGCCCUUUCCGGAUCAACAGCCUGCAGUUGAAGCAUGCUCUGCUUCUCCGGGCGCGCCGCUUCUUGAUGGCGAAACGGGCUGUGAGAUUCAGGAUCGCCCUCACAUUCGACCCCGAUCGGACCAGGUUGACCCUCUACGUUCAGCUGCAUGCUUUCCCUUGCUCCUCUGUCACUUCAAUGCGCUACUCAAGGGAUGGGGGAAGGAGAAAACUGCGACGAAUCAAGAAAGAACUUCCUUGGUCGCCGCAUGCGCCUUCAUGAAGCUGUUCAACAUCGCCCGCUUCCCUAUCUUUGGCUUGGUCACUAACGGACCAGUUGGUGUACUGUCAUCCGCGUGGAACGACGUGACGACGACGCCUGCGUCACUCGGAGGUCAAGUGACCGAGAAGAUACAUAAUGUCAUCUACAUCGCGGACGAGCAAGCUACGAAGGCCGAUAUCCGCGACCCUUUGGACGUCCUAAACGUCGCCACUUCCGUGGCGUACAUCAUGACGGAGCAUGCCUCACGGCUACGCGGCCUCUUCGAGUCGCUGCACCAAGCUGACUCGGCUUACCUGCUGGACAAGGACGUGACGCCGUUGCAGAAGGCGCGCUCGUUGACCGUGGCGGACGGUGCGUGGCACAAACCACAGCUCGAAGACCAGGUGUCCGGCGUAGACUGCGCUUGAUUCACUUGCUGAGGGAGACCGGCGAUGUAGAUGGGAAUUGGCUUUGACAUCGUGGCGGGCCUCAGGACGUGGCAUGGCUCGCAUUCGUCCUGAUGCACGAAAUACAUCUCUUACUCACAUACCAGCCUAUGUUCCAUCGCCAUCUCAAGUGAGUAUGUGGUUGUUCGUCGCCUUGGCAUACUUCGUCUCCACGAAAUUGCUGUCGAACAGGGGGGCAUAGCGAUUGAAGAAGAUGGGUGUCCAUUGUCAGAAUACCC
Messenger RNA from Schizophyllum commune H4-8, 3164 nucleotides. RefSeq lists its product as uncharacterized. The transcript has 13 exons. Bases 1 to 2907 code for a protein of 968 amino acids. NCBI's taxonomy places the organism in Eukaryota, Fungi, Basidiomycota, Agaricomycetes, Agaricales, Schizophyllaceae. The record is from RefSeq and is a predicted model, not a curated record.